Molecule: messenger RNA, 5080 nt
Organism: Cyprinus carpio (common carp)
Lineage: Eukaryota; Metazoa; Chordata; Actinopteri; Cypriniformes; Cyprinidae
Product: dual specificity protein phosphatase 8-like
Biological process (GO): protein dephosphorylation; negative regulation of MAPK cascade
Cellular component (GO): cytoplasm
Molecular function (GO): MAP kinase tyrosine/serine/threonine phosphatase activity; protein tyrosine/threonine phosphatase activity
Source: RefSeq, a predicted model, not a curated record
CCCUCUUUCAAAUAGAUAUCUUUGGUGUCAUUUCCCGACAUGCGUCUCGGAGGUAGUAUCAAAUCCCUGGAAAUCAAUAGAACAGAUGUUUGAAGUGUUUCUCGCUUUGGGAUGUGAGGCGACCUCUCCUCCUCCUCUCCUCAUGCCCAGUCAACUUUUUCUCCUUUUCCGUUUUUACAUUCAGUUGCCAUGGCAACACUCCAUCCGUCACCACAUCAGCACUUUGCACCACUGUUUAUGCCGGUGUUUUCGAGGAAGUACAGUAUCCAUAUAGAUGCGUGAAUGCAAUGCUGAUGCAACCGAAUUAAAAACAUGCCACACCUCGUCGUCUCAGAAAAUGCACGACAGGUGUGAAUACUAAAUAACUGUGCAUAAUAAUGCUGGUCUCGAGAGAAUGCACACCUUCUCUUGAUGUCAAGCUGCAGUGCAUAGCCGCCCCCCCCCCACCCCACAACUAGAGUUGUCAAGCAGAAGGAACGCCAUUAGACACAUGCAGCGUCAGCCUUGUUAUGCUCUGACGUGCCUCCACUUCACCAUCUCAUCCUGCGGCCCACGGGGGGGCUGUUGUCGUGUUAUCGACCGACCGACUGUAGAAGAGGGGUUUCUUUACUCAAGGUGUGGCUGAACAUCCUUCCUGUGGAGCGUUUAGAGAGAGCGAAGGAUGACACCAUGUGCACCUUGAUGUGUCUUCGUGACCCGCGUCAGUGAUUUUAUCAUCACUGAUCCACGCCUCUGCAUUGGUUGUCGUUGUGCGCAGCCCUCGUCCAGAGAGGAGUUCUGGGUACCUCCAUGGCGGGGGAGAAGGGCCGUCGCAGCGCCAUGGAUAUCAAGCGCCUAGCGGGCCUUCUGCAGCGUGGAGCCGGGCGAUUGCUGGUCAUCGACAGUCGGACUUUCUCGGAGUACAAUGCCUCACAUGUGCAUGGCGCUGUCAAUGUCUGCUGCUCCAAACUGGUCAAGAGGAGGCUUCAGCAGGACAAGGUGUCAGUUACCGAGCUCCUCCAGCCCAACGGAAAGGUCAAGGUGGACCUGGGCCGCAGGCAGGAGGUGGUGGUGUACGAUCAGAGCACGAAAGACGCCGGGCAGCUCCCCAAAGACAGCUUCGUCCACAUCCUCCUGAGCAAGCUGGACGGCUCCUUCCACAGGGUGUCUCUGCUGACAGGUGGUUUUGCAGCAUUCUCAUCCUGUUUCCCAGGCCUGUGUGAAGGCAAGCCAGUGGCCACUCUGCCUAUGAGUUUGUCUCAGCCAUGUCUGCCUGUGGCAAAUGUUGGUCCCACACGAAUCCUGCCCCAUCUCUACCUGGGCUCCCAAAAAGAUGUGCUCAACAAGGAUCUGAUGGCUCAAAACGGCAUCACAUAUGUGUUAAAUGCAAGCAACACCUGCCCAAAGCCAGAGUUCAUCUCCGAAAGCCAUUUCAUGCGAAUUCCCGUCAAUGACAACUACUGUGAAAAACUCCUGCCAUGGCUAGACAAAACCAACGACUUUAUUGACAAAGCCAAGGUUUCCAACUGUCGAGUCAUUGUGCAUUGUUUAGCUGGCAUCUCCAGGUCAGCUACCAUCGCCAUCGCUUAUAUCAUGAAGACAAUGGGCUUGUCAUCAGAUGACGCUUACAGGUUUGUGAAGGACCGAAGACCUUCAAUAUCACCCAACUUCAACUUCCUGGGACAGCUGCUGGAGUUCGAGAAAGGUCUGAGAUUACUAAAGGCUCUGUCCUCGGGUCAGGAGAAGUUGGAGCAGUUGAAGGAAUUGUCAGAACCUAGAGGAGAAUUUUCCAGUAAUCCUGAAAAGGGUCGUCUGGAGGCUGAGAAGAACAGCACUGAAUUGGACACCAAGCUUCCUUCUCCAACCUCCCUCCAGCAGGGCUUUAAUGGCUUGAAUCUUUCAGCAGAGCGUAUCCUAGACACCAACCGGCUCAAACGCUCUUUCUCACUUGACAUCAAAUCAGUCUACGAGCCCAACCACUGUCCUCGCCUCACGCCUGCGCAUACCGAAGAUGUUCCCAAACUCUGCAAGCUGGAUAGCCCAGAGGCUGGAGAAGCCAAUGGAGUAUGCCAGUACUCACCCAUCAGCCCCAGUUUAGCUGAAUCUCCAAGCCUCUUUCCUGAGAGCAGCUCCCGACCUCGUUUGCGGAGGAAAAGCAAGCACAAUGGAAGCAGCGCUGGAAGUUCUCCUGUGCACUCGCACUUCGGACACUCACUUCCCACACACAAAAGUCCCAGUUUUGACGACAAUCUGAAGCCCUCUCUGCUGCUCAGCCUUCCCACUGUGGGCACCGGGCCCAUGUGGACCAAGCAUAGAGACACCGUACAGGCCACAACCCCUGUUACGCCAACAGGCGAAGCCCCUUGGUUCUACAGCUCGGAGUCAAUGAACAGUAAUGGAGGUGGAGGAGGGGUGGUACACUUUCCUGCACUAGGAUGCAGCAGCCUUCCCGGCCCAUGCGAGGCUGUGCGUCUGCGGGAGAAGGUGGGGGAGCCACGGGACUCGAGGGGCAGCUGGCACGAGGACGCUCCCACUUCCAGUGCUGCCGAUAAACAGUUCAAGCGGCGCAGCUGUCAGAUGGAGUUCGAAGAGGGCAUAUCGGAGACACGCUCAAGGGAGGAACUGGGAAAGAUCAGCAAACAGUCCAGCUUCUCUGGAAGCAUGGAAAUCAUUGAAGUAUCCUGACAUCACCUUCACAGCCCCUGGAGACUUUAAUGCACAGACAGACAGACGCCACUUAUGAGUAAGGAUGACUAAGAGUGGGCCUGGCAAGGCUGUGGUACAUUCAUAUUAGUUCAUAGGAUUGUUAAUAAUGACUAGUUCUCAGAAAUUGAACUUUUUUUUGUCUUUUUAAGCCGGUGGAACCGGACGCAGAUUGACUUUGCUUUGUCUUUCUACUGUUUUUAAGCCAUAGCCAUCCCCAGAUGACAGCGAGCUGAGACUGCAGUGGCAGAAUCCCUCGUUUCCUCACUCUAGAAACAGACCACCCUAUUCCUCAUAAAAGCUUUACCAGCCUUUUGGUGUAUUGAGAAUCAAGCAUGGCUGUUAUGUUCACACUUGUUUCUUUUAUUGUGCUGCCCUGGACUCAGUGAAGUUACACCGCCACAGCACAAGGAGUCAGCACAGACUAAGCCUUGGUGGUACAUGCUUUUAGGGGCUGAAUGAAGGCCUCUUUGUGCGGUGUUCUUGUCCACCCUGCUCCUGUAUCCUAGCAUUCAUGGAAUCCUGGAGGAGGAACCAGGCAUGUCAUGAAGGAAACGCAUUCUGGGCGUUUUCCAAUAAUGUUCUCUGUCAUUCUUUUGUUACCAAGAUUUCAGGGUCUAGUCCUUCCCCUCCUGUGCCCAAGUGGUGAUGCACGAACUGUUGUGCAACCCACGUUCCUCUCACUAAGCAUGCGUCAAUGCUGCUGGUAUCCUUACAAACAAAUAGUAUAUGAACUAUACACAGUGAUUUCAAUGGACGUCUAAAGUUUUUUUUUUCUUUUCAUUUUCUUAGUUACAGUUUUAAUUUAUUCUACUGGAUCAUUCUGGUAAUGAGAAAUAAUAUAAAGAUUGUGGAGUUUUUAUUUUUCCUCUUUUUCAGUGUUGAUCUCUCUUUUUCUGUGACAUUUACAAAAAUACACUCACAAAACUGAUACACAACUACAAGCAAUAUGUGUUUUUACUUGUGUGUUUUUUUUUUUGUCCUCCUUUUUCUUUAUAAGGGAGUGCAGUUAUUACCAGGAAUUAUCUGAUGUUUAAAUGCACUUUCUUUUGCUUUAAGAGGGAAGUUUUACAACGUUCUCAUUAAAAGGGUACCACAGCGCUUUACAAAAAAAUCAUGUGUAACCAUUGAUGUCCUGCAGUGUCACAAACUAAAGCAUUUGGUGUGGCUUUCGUUUGUCUCUCCAACCUGCUGGCUUGAAUAAUUAAAGACUUUAAUCCAGCAUGAAUAUUCUAGAGUAAUCUAGAAAAAUAUGUAUGAUACCCCAGCAUUGUAAAAUGAGUAGCGACUCAUUUUGAUUUUCAAGAAUUUGAUUUUUGUAUUAACAAGCACACAAGACGAAAUGAAGGGAAAAAUGACAGGGACUCUAAAGGGGUUUGUCUGUGUCCCCCAUUUGUUCUGCAUAUUUAUGACAUUAUUUAUUGUUUGUUUGGGUCUGAUUGCGGGAGGAUGUGUGGAUUGAUGUUGUGAAUGACUGACAGAAGGACCCUUUGCAGAUGCUCUUAUAAACUGCCGUCUUGGAGAGGAGAUCAACCGCUAACCUUUUCAUCAGCAAAAAAGAAUACACAACUACAUGCAUUUGAACCUGGCUGAUGGCCUGACAGUUAUGUCUGCUGAUCAACUAGUUUUUAUUGGAUUAUAAACUUUAUAUGAAAGACCAGUAACUGAUAAGAACAGAGUCUGCACUACGGUGACAAUACAUUCUGCUUGCUUUCUUCUCAGGGGAGCUUUUAAUGAGUCAAUUACAUGUCUGAGCUCAGAGCUUUCUCUAUUUAUCCCUUUUCUCCAUCUCUCUUUAGCACAAAUUUCUCUUCUAUUCUUUCUCUCCUUCACUCCCCCUUUCCCUUCAUCCUCUCUGUUUCUCUCAGAAUCUCUAGAAAGCUCCAAAGGAUAAAUAUAACACAGAAAGGGUGUGUGUGUGUGUGUGUGUGUGUGUGUGCAAAUGUGAAUGGGAUUGCCCUAUCCAUGGGAAAUAGUUCAGCAAUUUAUUUAUGUCUGUAUUUUUCAGUUAGCUUUUCCGUAUGGCAAAUCUUGUAUUUGUGCUGCUGUAAGUUUUUUCCUUGUGUGAGACAUUACCUGUAUUUCCUUUUCCUUCCCUGUACUAUAAUUUUAAAGACAUUGUUAUCAUUAUUUAAAACAUGUAAUAAAAAGAUGCAGGCUGUCCUUUUUGCUGAAAUUGUCAAAUAGUUGGCAACUUAUUAUUAUUAUUAUUAUUAUUAUAUUUUGUGUGGAUAGCAUCGUAUCAACAAAACUAAUUGAUAUAGGGAUUUUUUUCUGAGAGAAAAUCUUGAUACCUUAGGCUGCUUGACGCAAAAUACCUCAGGUUCUUUUGAAAGGCUUGUUCCUCCCCAUGUACCCAUUUUGUGACGAUGAAACAAAAUACAAACAUUACAAAAUA